CUGGAUAGGGACCCACAAAGGACCAGGUGAGGUACAGAGAACCCUGAAGCCCAAAGCAGAGGUGAGGAUGAGAUGUAGGCAGCAUUUACAGUGGAUAUAGGUCAGCCUCUUCCAGGCCACAGAAUAUUGACCCACCUCAGCACCCAGCCUUGCAUAUCCAGGUUCUCUGACCCCAAUCUUUUAUCCUCUGAAGAACACAAUCAGCUUUGGGAUCAUGAAAGGUUUAGGUGGGGAUGGAGAGGCCCCUAAUCCUGGACUUCAUCUUUGGGAGGCUUAGGAUCAUUCCAAGUCCCACUAUGUCUUUAAAGGAAGGUACUGUGGGGAGGGGCAACAGCAGAAUAAUAAUCUGUAAGAGGGACUGGAGGUGGUGGUGAGGGCGUCCCAAACACAAGAUGUCAGGAGAAGACGAGUUCUACCUGUUUCAGAAUAUCUCCUCGGUGGGGCCCUGGGACGGGCCCCAGUACCACAUUGCUCCUGUCUGGGCCUUCCGCCUCCAGGCAGCCUUCAUGGGACUUGUCUUCUUUGCAGGGACCCCGCUCAAUGCCACAGUGCUGGUGGCCACACUGCUUUACAGAAAGUUGCGGCAGCCCCUCAACUACAUUCUGGUCAAUGUGUCCCUCGGGGGCUUCCUCUUCUGCAUCUUCUCCGUUUCCACUGUCUUCAUCGCCAGCUGUCACGGCUACUUCCUCUUUGGCCGCCAUGUUUGUGCUCUGGAGGCCUUCUUGGGCUCUGUAGCAGGUCUAGUGACAGGAUGGUCGUUGGCUUUCCUGGCUUUUGAGCGCUACAUUGUCAUCUGUAAGCCCUUUGGCAACGUCCGCUUCAACUCCAAGCAUGCAUUGAUGGUGGUCCUGAUCACUUGGACCAUUGGUAUCGGCGUGUCCAUCCCACCCUUCCUUGGCUGGAGCAGGUUCAUCCCUGAAGGCCUGCAGUGCUCCUGCGGCCCGGACUGGUACACGGUGGGCACCAAGUAUCGAAGCGAGUACUACACCUGGUUCCUCUUCCUGUUCUGUUUCAUCGUGCCUCUUUCCCUCAUCUGCUUCUCCUACUCCCAGUUGCUGAGGACUCUCAGAGCUGUGGCAGCUCAGCAGCAAGAGUCAGUGACGACCCAGAAGGCUGAACGGGAGGUGAGCCACAUGGUGGUGGUGAUGGUGGGAUCCUUUUGCCUCUGCUACGUGCCCUAUGCUGCCCUGGCCAUGUACAUGGUCAACAAUCGUAACCACGGGCUGGACUUACGGCUCGUCACCAUCCCUGCCUUCUUCUCGAAGAGCUCAUGUGUCUACAAUCCCAUCAUCUACUGCUUCAUGAAUAAGCAGUUCCGGGCUUGCAUCCUGGAGAUGGUGUGCAGGAAGUCCAUGACAGACGAAUCCGACAUGCCUGGCUCUCAGAAAACAGAAGUUUCUACUGUCUCUUCCAGCAAAGUUGGCCCUCACUAAGGACCGCCAAUUGGCCUGCUGGCGGCAAGCAGAGCACCAUUUAGUUUCUACAUUCUCCAUUUAAACCCUAACGCAGGGAAAAGAUGGGAAGGGGAGCGGUAGCACUCCUGGCAGGCAGUUCAUUUCCUAUUGCUGACUUCCUGUCAGCAAGGUUGCUGUUCCCAUGCGGGCCAUUUCAACAGUCACAGUUUCUACUCCUAAGUGGCCCUUCACUCCUGGAGAACUGUAGGAGAAAGGGCUGUUUCUGGUGUAUGGGUAACACUUUCCUUUUCAGUCAUUUUUCUUCUUCCUUGCUGGACCCGAGAUAUGUCUUGUGUUAGAGUAAGCGAUGGGGCAGUGGGAAAAAAGGCAGCGACCACCAAGCACCUACAGGGAAUUUAAAGGAACUUACCUGUGUGGUGUCUCCCAGCUGCUGCAGCCUAGGCUGUGGCGGCCAUGGUUGGAGCUGCCUCAGCUCCCUCAUCUCAAACAGAAUUAUUCUAGGCGUUCUCCUCCACUUGGCUAAAUGAAUGUAUUCACUUAGAGCUGUGCAUUGAUUAAAGUUAGAACUUUAAUCCUGUGACGUCCUCAAAAUGAGUUUGCAUGUCUCAGUACCAUUUAUAAAUCAAACCCAAGUGCUAAAAACAUUUUACCUUACCCUCUUCCUACACCUGCUGCUCUUGGAAAAAUGAGCUCCUUUGAAAUGAAAACCAAGAUAAAUGUGUGUUCAAUUCUACUCAAGGAAUGCUGGGUGCCAUUAUCAGGUAAUGAUGCACUGGAAGGCAGGAGGGUCAUAGCAGUGAGAAGCAACCAGAAACCUCAGGAAUAGGAAAGGACUAAGUGUGAGGGAGACGUCAGUGUUCUCUCUCAGCCUGGUGGGGAGAUAUGGUGGACCUUCUGGGAGAAUUCCUUUUCUUUGACAUUUUACAACAGAAUUCUAAGCCAUAAUCCCAUUUCUUCCUUCCUUCCUUCUUUCUCUUUAAGAAAUGAUUUAUUUUUAUUUGAUGUGCAUUGGUGUUUUGCUUGCAAUGUAUGUCUAGGUGAGGGUGUCACAUAUCCUGGAAUUGGAGCUACAGACAGUUGUGAGCUGCCAUGUAGGUGCUGGGAAUUGAACCCGGGUUCUCUGGAAGAGCAGUCAGUGCUUUUAA
This is a messenger RNA of Peromyscus californicus insignis, 2560 nucleotides long. RefSeq names its product opsin 1, short wave sensitive (gene Opn1sw). Gene Ontology annotation, molecular function: G protein-coupled receptor activity. The transcript is spliced from 5 exons. Bases 393 to 1433 code for a protein of 346 amino acids. The record is from RefSeq and is a predicted model, not a curated record. Lineage: Eukaryota; Metazoa; Chordata; Mammalia; Rodentia; Cricetidae. Gene Ontology annotation, cellular component: membrane; photoreceptor outer segment. Gene Ontology annotation, biological process: visual perception; G protein-coupled receptor signaling pathway; phototransduction.